Olea europaea var. sylvestris is the source of this 910-nucleotide messenger RNA. RefSeq names its product cysteine-rich receptor-like protein kinase 25. The record is from RefSeq and is a predicted model, not a curated record. NCBI's taxonomy places the organism in Eukaryota, Viridiplantae, Streptophyta, Magnoliopsida, Lamiales, Oleaceae. The transcript has a single exon. The annotation marks the transcript as partial.
CAAGGACAACGGCAACGGCAACCAUACCAACUUGCAUUUCAUUGAUUAGCACACUCCUUUCACAUAUUAUAAUCUUAUUAUAUGCCUCUGUUUUUUGUAAAAUUAACUCGGUGGAAGAUUGUUAAGCAUCAUCAUGUUAGCCUUCAAGAUUUCUGGUUAUCUUUUCUUGUUUUGCCUGCUCUUUCUCUUUAGGGUCAGUAGCUCUGUGAAUUAUCUUGACCAUAUCUGCCCAAAUACAACUACAUACAGUCCCAAUAGCACCUAUAGAUCCAACUUGAAUCAGCUUUUCCUUGCUCUAUCCUCAAAUGCUACCCGGAACAAUGGAUUUUAUAGCUACGAGGUGGGUCGUGGCUCUCCUGACAGAAUCGAGGGCCUUUUCCUUUGUAGAGGUGAUGUUAAUUCUGACGUUUGUGAAGAGUGUGUAAGAAACGCAACUACGAAUAUCUUACAACGUUGUCCCAUGGAAAAAGCAGCAGUUAUCUGGUACGAUGAGUGCAUGUUAGGUUACUCAAAUAUAUCCAUAUUCUCCUGGUCUGAACAAAAUGCACCUAUCAUCUUGCUUAACGUCCAGAAUAUCACUGAUCAACCUGAUAGAUUCAGAACUGUGUUGGCGGCUACCUUGAAUGAAUUAGCAACAGAAGCAGCAAAUGGUCUCUCUGGUAAAAAAUUUGCUACCAAACAAGCUAAUUUCACAGGAUUUCAGACAUUGUACACUCUGGCGCAGUGCACCCCUGAUCUUUCGAGCGGUCAAUGCAAUACCUGCCUUCGAGAUUGUAUCUCGAAUUUCCCGACAUGUUGUGAUCUUAGUCAAGGAGCAAGAGUAAAUUUCCCCAGCUGUAAUAUUAGGUAUGAGAUGUCCCCAUUUUAUAAUUUUACUUUGGCCCCUGCACCAGCGCCGCCCCCGCCUAAU